Fraxinus pennsylvanica is the source of this 2163-nucleotide messenger RNA. The record is from the annotation of a GenBank genome assembly. Lineage: Eukaryota; Viridiplantae; Streptophyta; Magnoliopsida; Lamiales; Oleaceae.
AUGUCUUCUAUCACCAUUUCUUAUGGUGAAAAUGGUCCUGUUUUCUGUGGAAUAAAAUCAGAUGGCUCUCAUCUUGUUACUUGCUAUGGGUCCAAUUCGGCUAUUACCCGUGCAGUUUCAGCUCAUCUCCCUUUUAGUGGUCUGACUGCUGGGAAUGGCUUUGUAUGUGGACUUCUGAUGGACUCGAAUCAACCUUAUUGUUGGGGAAGGAGUGGAUAUGUUCUAGUUGGUGUACCUCGGCCGAUGGUUAAGGAUUCUGAAUACUUGGAAAUUAGUGCGGGUGAUCACCAUUUGUGUGGCUUGAGAAAACCGUUGACGGGAAAGGGCAGAAACACUUCUUUAGUUGAUUGUUGGGGUUAUAACAUGACCAAAAGCUAUGAGUUUGAUGGGCAGAUCCAAUCUAUCUCAGCGGGGUCAAAUUUCAACUGUGGCUUGUUUUCUCAAAAUAGAAGUGUUUUCUGUUGGGGAGAUGAGACUGGAAGCGGAGUAAUAGGCCUUAUCCCCAUGGGGACGAGGUUUCAUAAGAUUGCAGCUGGGGGAUUCCAUGUCUGUGGGAUACUGGAGGGUGUGGAUUCUCGUGUCUUCUGUUGGGGGAGCAUGGACUUGGACGGAGAGAUCUCUGCAUCUUUAGUGGAUUCUGGCCAACUUAAUGUGGAUGUGACACCGAAUGAUCCAAUGCUUUCAGUUGUCGGGGGAAGAUUCCAUGCUUGUGGAAUCAAAAGCUAUGAUCAUGAAGUGGUUUGUUGGGGUAAUCGUGUUGAGAGAAGUACCCCUACUCCGAAUCAUGUUAGGUUCUAUGAGAUUGCCGCAGGUGAUUACUUCACUUGUGGGGUUCUCUCUGAUGCAUCUCUCCGACCAGUUUGUUGGGGAGCUGGAUUUCCAUCCUCUCUGCCACUAGCUGUUUUGCCCGGACCUUGCAAGCAUGAACCUUGUACAUCUGAUUUCUAUGAGUUUAAAAAUGGAAGUGCUCGUUGCAACAUUUGCUUGCGCUGUAGCAAUGGCUGCCCUAAUGAAAUGUACCAAGUUUCUGCAUGCACUUCGAUUUCAGACAGACAGUGCAGAUACAACUGUUCAAGUUGCAUAUCACGCAAGUGCUUCUCCAACUGUUCCGAUACUACUGGUAAUGGGAAGAAGAAUAGAAAAUUUUGGUCACUGCAGCUUCCUGUCAUUGUUGCAGAGAUAGCCUUUGCUGUUUUCGUGGUGACUGUUGCAUCUUUGACUUCAAUUAUAUAUGUUCGUUACAAGUUAAGUAACUGUAGAUGCUCGGGAAGAGCUUUUAAGUCCAAGAAAAACAGCGAAAUUGGUUCUUUCCGGAAAGAGAGUGGGAAAAUUCAGCCAGACUUGGACGAGCUUAAAAUUAGGAGAGCUCAAAUGUUCACCUAUGAGGAACUUGAGAGAGCUACUAGUGGAUUCAAGGAAGAAUCACAGGUGGGAAAGGGUAGUUUUUCGCGUGUCUUUAAAGGGGUGUUGAAAGAUGGCACUGUAGUUGCAGUGAAAAGGUCUAUUAUGUCUCCAGAUUUAAAGAAAGAUUCGAAGGAGUUCCAUACUGAGCUAGAUUUGCUUUCGAGUGGUCGAAAAGCCAUUGACAUGCAAUAUGAGGAAGGGAAUAUAGUUGAAUGGGCUGUCCCUUUAAUCAAGGCUGGUGAUAUACUAGCCAUUUUGGAUCCCGUUUUGAAACCCGCGAGUGAUCUUGAAGCUUUGAAACGAAUUUCAAAUGUAGCUAGCAAAUGCGUGAGAAUGAGAGGCAAGGAGAGGCCAUCUAUGGAUAAAGUGACAACAGCUUUGGAGCGUGCACUUGCACUCUUGAUGGGUAGACCAAGCAACGAGCAACCUAUUUUGCCAACUGAGGUAGUUUUGGGAAGUAGUAGAUUGCAUACCAAGUCUUCUCAAAUAUCUUCAUACCGGUCGACCUCAGAAACAGAUGUCGCAGAAAAUGAGGAUCAAAAAUUUGAAUUCAGAGCUCCCUCUUGGAUUACUUUUCCUAGUGUUGCAUCCUCUCAGAGGAGGAAAUCGUCAGUUUCAGACGCUGAUGUUGAUGGAAAGAACUCGGAAGCAAAAAAUGCAGGAAACAGCACGAGUGGAGGCGAAGGUUUGAUAAGUUUAGAAGAAGAAAUUGGACCAGCUUCUCCUCAAGAACACUUGUUCUUGCAGCACAACUUCUAG